Molecule: messenger RNA, 786 nt
Organism: Triticum turgidum subsp. durum (durum wheat)
Lineage: Eukaryota; Viridiplantae; Streptophyta; Magnoliopsida; Poales; Poaceae
Source: the annotation of a GenBank genome assembly
AUGUACGUAUACUCGGACGAUGUGGCCAAGGAAGGAACCUACCGGGAAGCUUCCUGGUUCCUGCUUCCUUUCCCAUCUCGUCUCACGGAAGCCAAGCACCACCUCUCCCAUCACCUUUCCCAUCUCGUCUCACACAAGUCAGGCACCACCACCUCUCGGGCUCCUGCUCACAGCCAUCACCUUCCCCAUCCCACACGAGCUAAGCGCACACAGCAACUGCCACAGAUCCGUGCCCGGCGAGCUAGCCAGGACUCCAUCGGCUUCUCCGCCUCACCUCUCCGCAGCGAGCAGUGCAGAGCCGAGGCAGGCAGGCAGGGGAUGAAGCGCGUAGUGGGGAGCCCGGGGACAUGGAGCGGCAUGGCACUGCGGCUGUCGCAGUGCGUCUUUGCCGCCGCGUCCACCUUCGCCAUGGCCUCAGGCUUCAGCUACUCCAACUACAGCGCCUACUUCUACAUGAGUCUAGCGUUGAUCCUGCAGCUGAUGUGGAGUUUGGGCCUUGCUUGUAAGGAUAUCUUUGCUCUAAGGAAUAAAAAGGAUCUUCACACCCGAGAUAAUGUAUUGAUCAUUGUUAUGGUUGACUGGGUCGUGGCGGUUUUCAUGUUCUCAGGAGCCUGUGCCUCCGCGAGCCUGACAAUUUUCUUGAUGUGGGAUGUGCACUUCUGUGAGACAUACUCGAAGCUGGCCUGCCGGCAGUUCGCGCUUUCGGUCGUCCUGGCGUUCAUCACAUGGUUGCUGCAAGCUGCGUCUUCUUUCUCUGUGUUCUGGCUACUGGUUUCGUUCUACUAG